GAGUUUUAUACCCAAACCAGAUCACCAUGGCUUCUCUAUCAUCUCCACCAGUCACCACAACAACCAUUUCCUUUUCAAGUUCCCUCUCUUCUUUCUCUCAAACCAGUUCCCAAAUUUCCUUAGUCCAAAACCCUAGGCUAUCCUUAGUACGUGCCAAAAUUUUAUGCAAAGCCACAAACAGUAAUCAAAACCCUAGCGAUGGACAAAAACGUCCCCAAAAAAACCUAGACCGGAGAAAUGUGCUCAUUGGGCUCGGAGGCCUAUACGGUGUUGGUCUUGGUGGCGCCGACCAUUUCGCCUUUGCAAAGCCGGUGGCUCCACCGGACCUAUCCAAGUGCGGAGCAGCAGACUUACCAACCGGUGCUCAACCAACAAAUUGCUGCCCACCAAUAUCUGACAAGAUAGUCGACUUCACCUUUCCUUCCUCCUCUCCACUCCGCGUCAGACCGGCAGCUCACACUGUUGAUCAGGCCUAUAUCGACAAAUACUCCAAGGCCAUUGAGCUCAUGAAAGCCCUCCCCGACUCCGAUCCACGCAGCUUUACUCAACAAGCCGAUAUUCACUGCGCUUACUGUGACGGCGCGUAUGAUCAAGUCAGUUUUCCUGAUCUCGAGCUCCAAAUCCACCAGUCAUGGCUUUUCUUCCCCUUCCACAGAUACUACUUAUAUUUCUACGAGAGAAUUCUCGGAAAACUCAUCGGCGACCCCACAUUCGCAUUGCCAUUUUGGAACUGGGACUCCCCUCCGGGAAUGAAGCUGCCAGCCCUCUUCGCUGACCCAAGCUCGCCGCUCUACGAUGAGCUCCGAAAUGCCAACCACCAGCCUCCAGCGCUCCUUGACCUAGACUGGAACAGGACAGACGUACCGACCACCGAGGCUGACCAAAUAUCAAGCAAUUUGAAGAUUAUGUACAGGCAGAUGGUGUCCAACGCCAAGAAACAGCAGCUCUUCUUUGGACAAGCUUACAGGGCUGGCACCGAUCCAGAUCCUGGAGCCGGCUCAAUCGAGACUACUCCUCACGGGCCAAUCCACGUCUGGACUGGUGAUAACACCCAGCCCAAUUACGAGGACAUGGGAAACUUCUACUCUGCUGCUAGAGACCCUAUUUUCUUCUCACACCAUUCUAAUGUCGAUAGGAUGUGGAGUGUAUGGAAAACAUUGGGUAAGAAGAACAAGGAUAUUACGGAUCCAGAUUGGUUGGACACAGGGUUCCUAUUCUAUGACGAGAACGCGCAGCUUGUGCGAGUAAAGGUACGCGACUGCCUUGACUCCAAAAAGCUCGGAUAUGUGUACCAAGAUGUGGACAUUCCAUGGUUGACGUCCAAACCAACACCGCGUAGGUCGAAGCUUGCGAAAGCAGCCAAGGCCAUUGGGGUGGCGCGUGCAGCGACCUCCGGACCAAAGGUGGUGGGAAGAGGCGAUUUUCCAAUAAAGUUGGACUCGAAGAUAAGUACUGUGGUAACGAGGCCAAAGCAGAAGAAGAGGAGUAAGAAGGAGAAGGAGGACGAGGAGGAGAUACUUGUGAUCGAAGGGAUCGAGUUUGAUAAAGAUGUGGCGGUGAAGUUUGAUGUGUACGUUAAUGACUUGGAAGACGAUGAUGAGCCGGGCAAGCCGGACGACAGUGAGUUUGCCGGGAGCUUCGUGAACGUGCCCCAUAAGCAUAAGGAGAAGAAGAAAAAGAAGAAGACUACGAGUUGCUUGCGGUUGGGGUUAACGGAUUUAUUGGAGGAUUUGGGGGCUGAAGAUGAUGAGAGUGUGGUGGUGACUUUGGUGCCGAGGUAUGGGACCAAGUCUCUCAAGAUUCGUAGCGUCAAAAUUGAGUUUCUAGCUGAUUGAGCAAGCCUGAUGUGUAAACUAUGUAUGUCGUUCAUCUUUCAAUUGGG
This is a messenger RNA of Rosa chinensis, 1882 nucleotides long. RefSeq names its product polyphenol oxidase, chloroplastic. Gene Ontology annotation, biological process: pigment biosynthetic process. Bases 27 to 1835 code for a protein of 602 amino acids. Gene Ontology annotation, molecular function: catechol oxidase activity. NCBI's taxonomy places the organism in Eukaryota, Viridiplantae, Streptophyta, Magnoliopsida, Rosales, Rosaceae. The transcript has a single exon. The record is from RefSeq and is a predicted model, not a curated record.